This is a messenger RNA of Hydra vulgaris (swiftwater hydra), 1115 nucleotides long. Its product is annotated as TBC1 domain family member 7. Gene Ontology annotation, molecular function: GTPase activator activity. The record is from RefSeq and is a predicted model, not a curated record. Gene Ontology annotation, biological process: activation of GTPase activity; negative regulation of TOR signaling. NCBI's taxonomy places the organism in Eukaryota, Metazoa, Cnidaria, Hydrozoa, Anthoathecata, Hydridae.
AUAAUUUAAAUAAAUUUUUUAUUAUCUAGUAAAAUUAAUGCCACACAUUCGAAAAUUCAUUGGCAAUGUCUAAUAAAGAAAAUCCAUCAGACUUCCGUAAUUUUCGAAUGCUAUAUUACGAACAACUUGGUUUGCGAAAUGUUGAUCAAAUGAAAGCAUUAGAACAUCUUUUGAAAGAAGACCCUUUAGAUGUUGAUAAAAUAAAAACGUUUACACAACAGUAUUUACUACCAUCUGUAUAUAGAGUUUAUGUUUGGAAAGUUUUACUUGGAAUAAUUCCAGUUUAUAAAGAGUCAGUAGACUUUGUUACUAAUCACAGAAACCAACAGUUUCUAGAUUUAAAGCAAGCAUUGAUUACAAUGAAAAUGGUUUCACCAUGUUCACACUCACCUAAGACUGCUGUUUUAGCCAUUUUGCUUGAACACGGCAAUUUAAGCAUACUACAUAACACUCAUGUAAAACAUUAUGCUAUGAAAGUCUAUAUAUUAGACUCAAUUAGUGAAAUUACUUUUCAAUUAACACAGAAUGAAACUGACACUUUUUGGAUUGCCAAAGAAAUAUUUCAUGCACAAGAAAUGUUUCUUUCUGUUUUUGCAAAACUUCCAUAUUAUGUAAAUUAUUAUCUUCAGGUAGAAGAUCAACGUUUAUUCCAGCACUUAUCUGAAAUACAACUUUUUAAAAUGUUGCCUUAUGACAAAUGGUUUCAAACAUAUUUUGCUUCUGUAUUUGCUGAAUCUUCUGAAUGUCUGUGCAAAAUCUGGGACAAACUUAUAGCUGGUUCUUGCCACAUUUUAGUCUUUGUUUGUGUUUCGCUGUUAUUGACUUACUCAAUUCAAUUAAAGGAACUUAAUUGUGAUGCAGCAUUAAAACAUGUAAAUAGAGUUUUACCUCAACAAUGUGGUCAAACUGUUGUUGAUAAAGCAAUUGAACUAUGGGAGCAACAUAGGAAAGAGUUAACUGCCAAACUUGCAACCCAUUCUUAAAAUUUAAAAUUUAUGAUUAUGAGAAUAAAUUAAUGUAGUAUGUAAUUAUGAACAAUAAUCUUAUUUAAGUAGUAUUAUGUAUAGCUGUUAACAUUGUAAUUUUAAGAAAUAUAAUUCUUACAUGUUAAUUAA